Adineta ricciae is the source of this 840-nucleotide messenger RNA. The record is from the annotation of a GenBank genome assembly. NCBI's taxonomy places the organism in Eukaryota, Metazoa, Rotifera, Eurotatoria, Adinetida, Adinetidae.
AUGCCUCGCUACACGUAUUCAGUAAUCAUCUGCGUAAUAUUAAGUUACGGUCUAUUCAAUAUCGAUCGAGUUUCCAUUGGUUUAAAUUCUUUGAUAAAAUGUUUCAUCGAUCCGCAAGAGAAAAUCAUUUCAACCGAUAAAAAUGCAGAUGUAUGUGCUGAUCAUCGAUAUAAAGUGCGAUUGAUUACGCGAAAUCCAACAAUUAUUUAUAUCGAAAAUUUCCUAACUGAAAAUGAGAUAAAGCAUUUAAUUGAAUUAGCAGAACCGUUAUUUCUACAGUCAAAAGUCCAUGAUCCACAUGGAGUUCGUGUGCAGAAUAACUAUCGAACGUCAUCGACCGCGGAUCUUGAACGUGCUGAAACAUCUGUUGUUAAGUGUAUCGAACAACGAUACGCUCAAUUUCAAGGGAAUAUCAAUGUGGAAUACAUUGAACCAUUACAAGUUGUUCAAUAUACAUCUGACCAAGAGUUUAAGCCACAUUUCGAUUGGUUUUCUUCUCCGGAGGUAUUGAAAGAUCACGGACAACGCGUCACAACCUUUUUUACUUAUCUCUAUUCGAAUUGUACACAUGGCGAAACUGAGUUCGUUCAUGUCCGUUUUGACAAAGCUUUACACAAGAAAUUCUGUGAUAUUCUGACUUGUGAUAAGAAAUCUUCUCAACUGGGCCUUCGAUUUCGUCCGAUCCCGGGCAACAGCAUCUUUUGGUAUAAUGUUAACGAGCAUGGUAAAGGAGAUCCUCUAACAUUUCACGCUGGCCGACCACCGAAAGACGAUGGAUUCAAAAUAGGAUUGAAUACUUGGACACAUGAUCGUACAGUUUUUGUUAAAAAACGAGAAUAA